AUGACAAACGUAAAGACACUCCUGACGAUUAUUUUCCUUCUAUAUUGCACUUUUCUAUCCCAGAAGACUUGUCAGGCAAAAGAUUUGCAGACAAAGAUUUUGGAGGAACAUGUUUUUCCAAUAAGGAAUAUUGAAAGCCAUAUAGAACUAAAAGAUGAUCUAGAAAGUGCUGCAACGAAUCACAAACAUCAUGGACAUCAUCACAAGUCUGGUGGUGGUCAAGAACAUCAUGCCGACCAUCACGAGGAGCACGGUGAGAAAGGUGAUAAAGGUUACAAAAGUCAUCAUCAUCACGAUAAGGGUGAUCAUGGUAAACACGAUAAAGAACACCAUGCCGGACAUCACGAGGAACACGGUGGUCAUAAGAAAAGUCAUCACGAUUUAGACGAGAAAUACGGGGAGCAUCACGAAGGAGAAAAGGGGCAUAAAGGUGGAAAGUUCGGAGAGAAAAAGGGUCACAAGAAGGGACACAAGACCAAGGGUUAUCACAACAAAUUCCAUAAAGAUGAGUAUCACAAAGAGCACAAGUUUUACGAUGACUAUCAUAAGGGCGGUCAUCACGAGAAGCAUGGUGAUUUUCAUGGACAUCAUGAGAAGAAGGAAGGCCAUCAUAAGAAGGGCGAACACAAACAUUCGGGAUAUGAGGAGGAUCAUCAUGGUAAAAAAGGACAUCACGAUAAGGGCCAUCACGAUGAGGAACAUAAAGGGCAUCACGGUAAGCACGGACACGAACAACAUCACGCUCAUGAUGAUUCCUAUGGCAAGAAGGGUGAUCAUCAUUCUGGAAAGAAGUAUGGUUUCCAAAUGGAACACUAA
Polistes dominula (European paper wasp) is the source of this 816-nucleotide messenger RNA. RefSeq lists its product as uncharacterized. Lineage: Eukaryota; Metazoa; Arthropoda; Insecta; Hymenoptera; Vespidae. The record is from RefSeq and is a predicted model, not a curated record.